ACCUGAAAAAAAAUUGCGGUUAACAUCGCAUGUGUAAAGAAUCGAAAGAUAACCUUAAUAAUUUCGUUAGUGUUUUGAAAAUAAUUCAGAUAAAGUUAUGUUUAAAACAGAUAUUUUUAAAUAAUAAUGUCGUCCAGUAAAGCUUUUGCGCCCUGUAGGGCUCUAGGAUUCGUUAGUAACCACAUACCAUUACAAGUGAGAUAUAUCAGGAGCAGACAAGAAAACUUAAUAGUGACCUGUGUUGGAAAAUCUUUUCAUACUUACGGAAUUUCACAUUUUAGUUUACUGAGUGUCAAUGGUUUGCAUCCUCAAGAUAUAGAAUGCAUGGCAGCAGAUUCUUACCAUGUAUAUACCGGUGCAGGACCUAAUAUUUACGCUUGGAGAAGAGGAACAGAAUUAAAACAUACCUACAAGGGACAUGAACAUAAUGUUAAAUUGUUGCUUCCAUUUGGAAUUCACCUUAUUUCUGUGGAUGAAGAAAAUAAUUUAAAAGUGUGGGAUAUUAAGGAAGAAAGUGUUUAUUUAGAACUUAGUUUUGAAAAGGAAAAUUUUUCUAUAACUACACUUUUCCAUCCUAAUACUUAUGUAAACAAGAUAUUGUUAGGCAGCGAGCAAGGUGAACUACAUCUAUGGAAUAUAAACAAAUCAAGACUGAUUUAUGUAUUCAGGGGUUGGGACAGUCCAGUUACUUGUAUUGCCCAAGCACCAGCCGUUAAUGUUGCAGCCAUUGGUUUGAAAAAUGGGGAUAUUGUUGUGCACAACCUAGAAUGCGACAUGACUAUCAUGAAAUUUACCCAGGAAUGGGGUUCUGUUUCAUCGAUAUCUUUCAGAUGGGAUGAUAAGCCUAUUAUGGCUUCGGCAAGUGAAUCCGGUCAUAUCGUUUUAUGGGAUUUGGAAAAGAGGAGAGUUGCAAGUCAGGUUCUUAAAGCACACGAAGCAUCUGUAACUGGUAUGGUUUGUUUGCAAAGUGAACCACUUAUGUUAACUUCAUCACCUGAUAAUAGAUUAAAAUUGUGGAUUUUUGAUAUGCCGGAUGAUGGACCUAGAUUGCUUAGGAUCAGAGAAGGUCAUUCUGCUCCUCCAUCGUACAUUAGAUUUCACGACCCACAUGGUCAUAAUAUUUUAAGUGCAGCCAGUGAUUCAACAUUGAGAAUUUUCAAUACUAGAACAGAACAAUUCAACAAAAGUUUAGGAAAAGCUUCUUACAACAGAAAAGCCAGUAAGAAGAAGAAGGGUACUGUAGAAGAUACCCUUAUAAUGCCCCCAAUUGUACAAUUUACUUCUGAAACAACCAGAGAAAAAGACUGGGACAACAUUGCCUCAAUACAUUUGGGAUUAUCCAUGGUUACGACUUGGUCCUACAAUAAUCUGAAAAUGGGAGAAUUGAAAUUACUUCCAGAACGAUUCUACAAAAAAAAUUACAAAGGAACGAUAGACAGUGUUGCUACUUGCCUGUGUAUGACAAGAUGUGGAAAUUUUGUUCUUAUUGGCUACAAUACUGGACAUGUUGACAGAUUUAAUAUUCAGUCUGGAAUCUGGCAAGAACAUUACGGUGAAAAGUAUGCUCAUGAGUGUCCUGUUAGAGGUGUUGCAGUAGAUCAGUUGAAUCAAGUUACAGUAACAGGAUCUAUGCGAGGUGAAGUCAGCUUUUGGAGGUUUAAGUGUAAAGGUUCACAGCCUCUGAAAACGCUAGACUUGGAAGAUUCCAUCAACUUCUUCAGAAUAAACCACGAGAGCUCAUUAUUGGCGAUUGCAAUGGAAGAUUUCAGCAUAUGUAUUAUAGAUGUGGAUAUUAAGAGACUCAUAAGAAAGCUGGAAGGCCACAUUGGUAAAAUCACAGAUGCAACUUUCAGUCCUGACUCUAGAUGGCUUAUAACCUCAUCCAUGGAUUCUUCGAUAAAGAUCUGGGACAUCCCGUCAUCUACUUUGGUUGACCAAUUUGCAACUCACUCUCCUUGUGUGUCUCUAGACAUGUCGCCAACCGGUGAAACAUUAGCGACAAGCCACAUCGAUUACUUGGGCAUGUUCUUGUGGUCUAACAGAACCCUUUAUUCAAGGAUAACUUUGACAGCUAUAGAUCCGACACAAAAAGCACAAUUGGUUACUUUACCGGAAUGUGCACAAGAAGUAACCCAAGAAGAAGCUCCUAUAGAAGAGGACGAUUUCGAAUUCAAGUCGAAGGAUCAAAUAAGUCAAGACUUGAUUACCCUGUCCGGUCUAUCAACGUCUUUGUGGUUGAACCUGCUGGAUAUAGAACUGAUAAAACAGAGGAACAAGCCGAUACAGCCACCGAAGACGCCAAAAGCAGCACCGUUUUUCUUGCCAACAGUAGCCGGUUUGGAAUUGAAGUUCGAUGUGGCUACCCAAAAAGAAGAGCAGGUGAAAACCAAAUUGAUCUGUCCGAAGAACUUCCAGAAUUACACGGAGUUUGGACAUUUAUUACAAAAAACGGUAAAAAGCAACGACUUUAGUCCAAUUGUGGAAAAGUUGAAAUCUUAUGGACCCACUAAGAUCGACUUCGAAAUAAGGUCUUUGGAUGGAGACAGCGGUGGUUCAGUUGACAUUAUGGUGCAGUUCUUGAAAACUAUAGAGUGGAUGUUUAACUCUAAAGCGAACUAUGAAUUAGCAUCGGCUUAUUUUGCAGUUUUUAUUAAGUGUCAUACAGAAAUCAUUGCUAAUGAUAGUAGGUUAAGUGAAUUGUUUAAAAUAGUAGAAAAGAAGCAAACUGAAUGCUGGGAUGCAUUACAAGACAGUUUACUGUCUAUCUUAGCUCAUUUUGACUUUUUACAUUCUGUAUAGUAUAUAAAUAAUUUUUUUAAAAACCACUAAAAUUUUUAUUUACCCACAUAAUUUGAAUGUAAGCAUUUCUUCAAAUUUCCUUAUUAUGCAGUUCUCACGAAUUUUGUGACUAAAUCUCAAUUUUUUUGGGUGAGUAUUUGUUCAAUUAUUUAGAACACGAAAUUUUAUGCCUGUCAAACUCAAUCAUUUAAGACGAUUUUCUGGCAAAGCACACUUUCGAUUUAAUACUAUUUUCGCUGAACUAUUGAAUUAAGAAAUCUUCAAGGUCACAGGUCAAAAAUAUUUAGGUGGAGGACAAAUGUGAUUUGAAUUGAAACAAAUGGAGACAUUUAAAUAUACAUGUUUUAUUUGAAAAUUAAAUAUAAUAAAACUUUUGAGACAAAGCUUAUGUUACAUCAUAUUAUAUCAGUUAUAUAGAAAGAGUUACAAAGAUUGAAAUAAGAAAACUUAAUAGAAGAGUACACAAUGUACACCUAAUUUCAGCUUCAUUUCAGAGAAACUACCCCGAAACACCUACAAAUUCUCAAACUAGCACCACAAUUAUAUACAUACAACUGUUUUUGUUAUUCCAAUCAAAUCAAGUUAUAUUUAAUUUUUUUUUAUGGAAAACGGGGUUAACUCUCAUGAAAUUAUUAUUUUAUUUUCAAAGAUAUUUCAACCAAAACUAUGGAAAACUGUACACAGAAAACAAUAUUGAUUAAAUAUUUAUUUAGUAUGAAUUUCCAUUAACUACCUCUUACAACUUUUCUGCUGAAGCUAAAUUAUUAUUAGUGGAAAAUGCUAUUCCAACUUUUCAAAAGACCAGAAAAAAAGAACCAAAUUAUUUUACUGUAUGUAGCUCAAAAAGGAAUAACACGUCUGAACAAAAUGAAACUAAUUUCUUGUUCUCCAUUAAAAUCACAUGCUUCAAGCAUAAAUUUUGCUUUGAAUAUUUUAAUAUAAACACUAUCUAAUUAUAGAGCCUAUUACAUACCAAAAAUAUAAAUAUGAACUUAAACAAAAUAUAAACAAAACAGUAUGUAAAAAAUCUCGAAAACUGAUGUGCAACAAGUACUCGAGAACUUUAGAUGCUGGUUGCUUCUCAGCAACAUUUAUAUCAAGAA
Molecule: messenger RNA, 3902 nt
Organism: Harmonia axyridis
Lineage: Eukaryota; Metazoa; Arthropoda; Insecta; Coleoptera; Coccinellidae
Product: WD repeat-containing protein 36
Exons: 4
Coding region: 127-2799 (890 amino acids)
Biological process (GO): rRNA processing
Cellular component (GO): Pwp2p-containing subcomplex of 90S preribosome; small-subunit processome
Molecular function (GO): protein binding
Source: RefSeq, a predicted model, not a curated record